Messenger RNA from Arabidopsis lyrata subsp. lyrata, 1606 nucleotides. RefSeq names its product protein ANTAGONIST OF LIKE HETEROCHROMATIN PROTEIN 1. The transcript is spliced from 3 exons. NCBI's taxonomy places the organism in Eukaryota, Viridiplantae, Streptophyta, Magnoliopsida, Brassicales, Brassicaceae. Gene Ontology annotation, molecular function: chromatin binding. The record is from RefSeq and is a predicted model, not a curated record. The coding region runs from base 67 to 1263 and encodes 398 amino acids. Gene Ontology annotation, cellular component: ESC/E(Z) complex; PRC1 complex.
ACCCUUCUUCCACCUCCGUCCGUCGACUCUCUCCUGUCGUGGGAAACGAGCCGCUUCUCUCCGUCGAUGGCUCCGGUGAAGAAGAAGAAGAAGCCUCUGGAUAAGGCGAAAAAUUUGGCGAAGAAAUCGGAGAAGAAAGACAAGAAGAGAGUCAACGCAGCGCCUUUGGAUCCGGAGGCUAUUGACUGCGACUGGUGGGAUACUUUCUGGCUCCGAAACUCUUCUCUCUCAGGUGUUUCGAUCCCCUUAGACGAAGAUGAUGCGUUCAAGCACUUCUUUAGGGCUUCUAAGACGACCUUUAGCUAUAUCUGUUCGCUCGUCAGGGAGGAUCUUAUCUCUAGACCUCCCUCUGGACUCAUCAACAUCGAAGGAAGGCUUCUCAGUGUUGAGAAACAAGUCGCCAUUGCUCUUAGAAGGUUGGCCUCCGGUGAUUCUCAGGUCUCCGUCGGAGCUGCCUUUGGUGUUGGCCAAUCCACUGUUUCUCAGGUUACAUGGCGAUUCAUCGAGGCACUUGAAGAACGUGCCAAGCAUCAUCUUAGAUGGCCAGAUUCUGACCGAAUCGAAGAGAUCAAGUCAAAGUUCGAGGAGAUGUACGGUCUCCCCAAUUGCUGCGGAGCCAUUGAUACAACGCACAUCAUCAUGACUCUCCCGGCUGUGCAAGCAUCUGAUGACUGGUGUGACCAGGAGAAGAACUACAGCAUGUUCUUGCAAGGAGUCUUUGAUCACGAAAUGAGAUUUCUCAACAUGGUUACCGGCUGGCCUGGCGGCAUGACCGUCUCCAAGCUUCUCAAGUUCUCUGGCUUCUUCAAACUCUGUGAAAACGGUCAGAUAUUAGACGGAAAUGCUAAAACUCUAUGUGAAGGAGCCGAGGUAAGAGAAUACGUAGUUGGAGGGAUCAGUUACCCGCUUCUUCCUUGGCUUAUAACUCCUCAUGACAGCAAUGGUCCCUCUGAUUCCAUGAUGGCGUUCAACGACAGGCAUGAGAAGGUCAGGUCAGUCGCAGCUACUGCCUUUCAACAGCUUAAGGGAAGCUGGAGGAUUCUGAGCAAAGUAAUGUGGAGACCCGACAGGAGGAAGCUACCUAGUAUAAUACUGGUGUGUUGUUUGUUGCAUAACAUCAUAAUCGACUGUGGGGAUUAUCUUCAAGACGAUGUUCCUUUGUCCGGUCAUCACGACUCCGGUUAUGUAGACCGGUACUGCAAGCAGAGCGAGCCGCUUGGUAGUGAGCUCAGAGGAUAUCUGACUGAGUAUUUGCUUAGGUGAGGAUCUUAACCUUGGGAAUUUGCCAUGUUCAUCUCUUCUCAAAAGGCCGUACUAUGCCCGUUGAACCAUCCAGCAUCAGUUUACUGGUAAGCCCGAGAAAUAUCCGACAAAAGAAUGUUAUGAAACUUUUCUUCAGGUAUCAACACCAGAUUAGCAUCAUGCUUGAUGAAAACAUUGCCAGUUGGACCCACACAAAACGAUUCAUCCUUAAGUGUGAUUUUACCUUACCUUGUGAACUAAUCUUUUGAGAGGAGUUGAGUUUGGCAAUGUAAAUAUUGUUUUUUUUUAUAAAAAAAAAGAUUGGGUGUUUUCUUUUAGUAUUGACUAUUGAGUUUUUGGGUUA